AUGCACCCGCCUCGCAACCCGUGGAUUGCCCAUCGGUGUACCGCCUGCCUCGCAACCCGUGGAUUGCCCGUCGAGAUCUUUGUCCCGUCGUUCCUCAUGUACGGCGGCGCGGUUGUCGUGCAGGGCCUCGCGGCGGGCAGAAGUCACGAGUACGACGAGGCGCGCCAGACGCUGUACGUCCGCGCACUGGCCAACCCUGCACCUGGCACCGUGCGCCGCAUCUGUGUUGCGCUUGUGCCACACCUCAAGGUGGUAUUCCUCGUCAACGACUUCUGGAGUGACUGA
Messenger RNA from Phanerochaete carnosa HHB-10118-sp, 285 nucleotides. RefSeq lists its product as uncharacterized. NCBI's taxonomy places the organism in Eukaryota, Fungi, Basidiomycota, Agaricomycetes, Polyporales, Phanerochaetaceae. The transcript has 2 exons. Bases 1 to 285 code for a protein of 94 amino acids. The record is from RefSeq and is a predicted model, not a curated record.